AUGAAUGCUAGAAAAUCACUGGAAAAUGAAGUGAAAAUGAAACCAAUUACUGAUGCUCAAGAGGAAGCUUUAAAUUAUCUAAGAAUAUGGCAUCAUGAUUAUGAAAGUUGGAAAUUUAAAACACUUCAACAAUCUUGGUUGAUUAAAAAUGCAUUAGACAAAAAAAUGCUCCCUAGCUCAGGAUUUCGGAUAUUUAAACGGUAUAUUGAAAAGUUAGUUGGACGUGCUCGAGAAGACUUACUAAAUCGGUGCUCCGAGGUAGCUGGUGAAUCAGUCUCUGAAGUUAGUGAUGGCACUGAGCAAUGUACAAAACAUACUGGUGAUAAAAUGGAUAGCUCACCGCAACAUAUUUGCCAGCAGAAAUCAGAAUCGGCAAUUUCUCAGAAACGUGCAAAAAAACUACUUAAGAUUUUGUCCAGAAAUGCUGAUUAA
Heterobilharzia americana is the source of this 432-nucleotide messenger RNA. Lineage: Eukaryota; Metazoa; Platyhelminthes; Trematoda; Strigeidida; Schistosomatidae. The record is from the annotation of a GenBank genome assembly.